This is a messenger RNA of Acipenser ruthenus (sterlet), 4973 nucleotides long. Its product is annotated as hypermethylated in cancer 2 protein-like. The record is from RefSeq and is a predicted model, not a curated record. The transcript has 3 exons. Gene Ontology annotation, biological process: regulation of transcription by RNA polymerase II. Bases 745 to 2382 code for a protein of 545 amino acids. Gene Ontology annotation, molecular function: DNA-binding transcription factor activity, RNA polymerase II-specific; protein binding; RNA polymerase II cis-regulatory region sequence-specific DNA binding. NCBI's taxonomy places the organism in Eukaryota, Metazoa, Chordata, Actinopteri, Acipenseriformes, Acipenseridae. Gene Ontology annotation, cellular component: nucleus.
AUCACUAAGACUGUUGUUGUGUGCGCGCUGCAGAGGCUGUGGGGACUCCGCGUGCCGAAUAAAAUGGUUUGAGGUUCACGUAAAAGUGAUUGCAAUCGCGUGCCAACAAAAAGGGGUUCUCUUAUCCAAUGCCUACCUCUGCUAGGAAAGCUGCAAUACCAGCUUGGCAAGAUGCGGCCAGUGCAGUGUCUUAACCAGCAAAGCUAGCGAUCCAGAGGCGGCUUUAUGCCAUACGUGCAAUGAUACGAGUUCUUUGUUUUUUUAAAAAAAUAAGCUUUUAUUUAGUAUUUGAUGAUGUGAAGUUUGCUUAGAGAAAAAAAAAAUUGGAAAAGGUGAAGUGUGCAGAUAUCUCUCUUUAUGAAAAACGAGUCUGCCGUAUCUUUAACGCAGGGGGCAGCGCUUUUUUGAUUUCGUUGUCUGUGAUCCAAAAGGGGCGGCUUGUUUUUUUAAUACUGUAUCUUUAAACUGAACUGUUACAUUGUUUUGGGAUGAGCUUCGAGAUCAUUUUGAUUUGCACAAAUGUGCGGAAAACGGUGAUCAAUUGAUACAAUCGACGCUGGCUUUUUUUUUAAAUUGGAUAAUUUAAUUACAAAAAAACUGCUAUGGGCGCCAUUCGUUGAAUCAGGUCGGCAGCAUACAAACGAGACCUCAGUAAAUGCACUUUAUGGACAGAAGUUUGAGUCAUUGUUGGCCUCAAUCCUCGGAUGACAAAAGGUGGUACAGGUGUGAGAAGAGAAGGUGGAAAUGGAACUGCCAAAUCAUGCCAAACAAUUGCUGCUGCAGCUGAAUCAGCAGCGAGCUAAAGGGUUUCUCUGUGACGUCAUCAUUGUGGUGGAGAAUGCUCUCUUCCGAGCCCACAAGAACAUCUUGGCAGCCAGCAGCAUCUACUUCAAAUCCCUUGUGCUUCAUGACAACCUAAUCAACCUGGACACAGACAUGGUCAACCCCUCUGUGUUCCGGCAGAUUCUGGACUUCAUUUACACUGGCAAGCUGUUAUCAGCAGACCAGGCUAGUGAAAACAACUUCAAUGCCCUCCUCACUGCAGCUAGCUACCUCCAACUCCACGACCUGUCAGCUCUGUGCAGGAGAAAGUUGAAGCGCAAUGGGAAACCCUUACCCACCAAGGCUACAACCCCAAAUACAGGGAGGCCCCUCCGGAACCAGAGGCUCUCCUCCACACCAGUCAUUCAGAACCGCUAUUCAGUGUCAAAAGAAAGUGGGAAGAAACAGCAGCUUGUCGAAGAUCUCCUGAAGGACAAACUAUCCGAUGAUGAUCUCUACGUUGGUGGCUCGAACCGGGAAGGCUCCCUAAACCUUGGGGCUGGGAAAAAUGGAAGCAAUGGUAACCUCUCCAGUGAUCAGGAGCUUGGUCUUGACCUGUCCAAAAAGAGCCCUUCAGCCUCCACUACUCAAGAUGAGGUGAGCCCCAAUGAAAACCACCAGGAAUCCCCCCAAUCUGCCACAGCAUCAACCGCCAACAGUGCCUCUUUUGAAGACUCCACCACAAACCCUCGAAGCCUCGAAGGUGGGGAGCCAAUGGAACUGGGAGUGGGCGAGGAGAACCAGUCACUGCCGGACACAGGGCAGCGCAAGAACUCGCGCCACGUAGCCCGCAAGAAGGAGUGGCCCAAGAAAGAGAAUGCGCUGGACAGCGGGAAAGGCGACGAGGAAGCAACUGUGCCCAACGGUGUCAUCGUGGGCCCCAGCGGCGGUUACAACUCGGAGCACUCCUUCAAGUGCAAAGUGGAGGACGUGGAGAACGGGAAGGAGAACAGCGAGGAGAGCGGGCACAGCGAGAGCGAGAGCGGGCAGACCAGCGCCAACUACGUGUACCGGCAAGAGGGCUUUGAGCCCGUCGCGUACGGGGACAACCUGUACGUGUGCAUCCCGUGCGGGAAGGGGUUCCCCAGCUCGGAGCAGCUGAACGCUCACGUCGAGACGCACACAGAGGAAGAACUGUACAUCAAGGAGGAGGGCGCCUACAUCAAGGAGGAAGCCGAAGACCUGUCCACCCAGAGCUCGACAUUCGGCAGUGAGUCGAGACCGUUCAAGUGUUCGGUGUGCGAGAAGAGCUACAAGGAUCCAGCCACUCUGAGGCAGCACGAGAAGACCCACUGGCUCACCCGGCCUUUCCCCUGCAACAUCUGCGGGAAAAUGUUUACCCAGCGGGGCACCAUGACGCGUCACAUGCGGAGCCACCUGGGCCUGAAGCCUUUUGCUUGCGAAGAAUGCGGGAUGCGCUUCACCAGGCAGUACCGCCUGACCGAGCACAUGCGAGUCCACUCAGGUGAAAAACCAUAUGAAUGUCAGCUUUGUGGUGGGAAAUUCACCCAGCAGCGCAACCUGAUCAGCCACCUGCGAAUGCACACCUCCCCGACAUAAGCCAAAGACUUUGACGAAACAAAGUAACAAACCAACAAACACAAAGCUGAAUUUCUAGAGAAUGUGCUUCUCUGACAUCUGCAGUGGGGAUACGAAGAAGCCUCUGAAGGGUUCUUUCGAAGGUCACCCCGCUUUGAUAAAUAAGCACGUUCUUGUUCAAUGCUUGCAGUGAGAGCUGCUGUUUUCUGAAAUCGCGUCGAGGCCACUUUGGAAGGAGGUCGUGGAUUGAAUGUUGGGGGUUUAAACCUGUGGUCCUGCUUCACACAAUAACUUGGGUUUUGUGGUCCUUCUGAUACUAUCCUUGGUCUGAUUCUUAGAAAUGGGUCCUAAUUCAAGAUAAAAUCAGAUGGUUCACAAUUGCUAAUAACAAAACCAAAUUGUUCUAAAAUGGGCUACAUUGUUUCUAAGCGUAAGAAUGAAAUCAAGUCCUAAUCUUUGUUCUGGGUUUGAUUUAAAAGGCAUAGCAGGUGGAGGUAGGGGGGAAGAUGGAGGCUUGGUUGUGAUUUCAGAAAACAGAAAUGUCUUUCACCUUGCCUGUGGUUAAUACAGGGGGUUGUCCUUGAACAGAGUUUCUGUUUGCGAGCUGGGGGUCUUUUCUUUCUUGUAGUUCAUAGUGGUAUUUCCUUCUAAACCUAGAGGUACUUGUUUUAUUAAGAACUUGUUGUAAUGUUUAUGUGAAUGUUUAAACUGGAUGGUCUUGGGAUAUGUCUAAUGGGGGAGGGGGGCCUUUUUUUUGGUGUAGACUGGACUUGCUUCAAGUUUUGUAGGUACGUUUUUGUUUUACAGUUUUUUUUGGUGUUUUAAGCUUUCCUCCCCUCACACACAAAAAAAGGAAAAAAAAAACUGAACUAAACAAGCCUGUUGGAAUGGACUUGUUACCUUGCUACCUCUUAAUUCUUAAGAACAAUACAUUGAUCAGUGGAAGACCAGGGGUUCCUAAUGGAAUUACAUGUAUAAAUACAUUGAUCAGUGGAAGACCAGGGGUUCCUAAUGGAAUUACAUGUAUAAAUACAUUGAUCAGUGGAAGACCAGGGGUUCCUAAUGGAAUUACAUGUAUAAAUACAUUGAUCAGUGGAAGACCAGGGGUUCCUAAUGGAAUUACAUGUAUAAAGUAUGUAGAAUACAGUUGAUUUUAAGGUAAUGCUUUAACCUGCCCAUCUUUCAUCACAGGUUUUCCCUUGUUCGUUUGUUUUUGUGUUUUUUGUGGGAUUUUUAUUUUGUAAACCAAUAGCUUUUGAGGUUCCCGGUUUCCGGGGAUCCUAAUUUUCAAACAGUACUGUAAUUACCUUGCCUAAAACAAAUAGAAGAGCUUAGGGUAUAGGUUAGGUAGAAAGGGAGUAUAGUCCAAAGAGCCAACGCAUGCCAAGAAGCAUGUAUUCCUAGAACUUGCUACAGAAGCUCACAACCAAAGUUAGAAUGUGACUAAAUGUUCAACAGCAGAAUGUUUUAUUUUAAGUUAUCCGCUAAAGAAGAAAAGUCAGGCUUUAUCCAGUUAAAUAGUGAGAGGUAGACCGAGAGAGACACUGUUUGGGGUUGGAUAACCACUGUCAAUGAGACCAAUGGAAAUGCAAGUGUAACUUUUGCUGAUUGGUGGGCUGGUAAAACCGUAAACUUUCAGUUGGUUAAAGUUCACAAAGUAUCCCUCAAUACCAUUGUCCUUUUGUUACAGUUACUGUCUUUUAUAUAUACGUUCUGUAUCUGUAACAGGUUCAUGCUUUUCAGUUCAGACCAAAAAUUGUAGCUACUAAAACCGGAAGGUAUCGUGUCCCAUAGGUUUGUGUUUUGUUUUUGUUCCAUGUUUCUGAAAGUUGUCCUGUUGUUAUUAUCCAGGGCCGAUCUCUUAUUGAAGGGAGGGGACAUCUCCUCUUCAUUUGUUUUUCACCUGCAGCCAGUCUUGUUGUUUUACCUCCUCCUCCUGCAGAGUGUAGCAGGAGUGCACGUCUCGGGUCUUUCACAGGGAGGGAUGGAGGGAGCUUGUGUUGCUACAGCUUAAACCAGCUUCUGGGGAAUGUCAAAAUGUGGGGCGAGACCGGACAUUCUUGAGUGAUUUUGUCCUUUUCCAUGCAAACAGACACCAGUGCAUGUAUAUUUUGAGCCUUAUAACAAGACUGUGGGACGCUGUGGUUUUAAAGACAACUGUCUGUUUUAGGCUCACCUUGACUAGAAUUUUGUAAAAACAAUAGACCCGCUUAGACAAAAGUCUUAAUGUUACUGAAAUGAGAGUGAAUGUUACAAACAAGAAAAUGAAACAAAAACAAAACACCCCUUGCCAAAAUGAACAAGUCCCUUAAAACGCCCGUUGGGGUGGAGGAAAAGGCAUUGUCCAUUUUUUGUCUUAUUCCUGUAUUAUAUUGUGCAGGGACCUUGGUGCAAAUCUUGGUAUAGGCAUUCUGGUUUUUCUUUCUUUUUCAAAGUUGUUGUUUUUUUUUUGUUUUGUUUUACCUGUGUAUCCAUUUUAUUUUUUACUUUGCGAGGGGGGAAUGCAGCUAAGAUGGGAAUCUGAACUAGUGAUAGGAGCUUAAUGCAGCUGAGUCGUGGAUUCCUGGUAACCACCCCAAAUUUGAUAUCGAUUUUCUUUUUUCAAAUGAAUG